Messenger RNA from Pungitius pungitius (ninespine stickleback), 1202 nucleotides. Its product is annotated as voltage-dependent T-type calcium channel subunit alpha-1H-like. Gene Ontology annotation, molecular function: low voltage-gated calcium channel activity; voltage-gated sodium channel activity. Lineage: Eukaryota; Metazoa; Chordata; Actinopteri; Perciformes; Gasterosteidae. The transcript is spliced from 5 exons. The record is from RefSeq and is a predicted model, not a curated record. Gene Ontology annotation, cellular component: plasma membrane; neuron projection; voltage-gated sodium channel complex. The coding region runs from base 307 to 843 and encodes 178 amino acids. Gene Ontology annotation, biological process: positive regulation of calcium ion-dependent exocytosis; membrane depolarization during action potential; calcium ion import.
CAUGUUAGUGAUUUUAGUCUAGUUAGGUUUAAGUAAAUAUAAAGUUAGCUACCGAGUGCUAACGUGAGUUAGCUAACGCGCGUUAGCUAGUCAGUGACUUACGUCUUCUCGUGUUUGUGUUUAGUUGGGACCUCAUGGACCUCGUGGUCGUCUUCGUUUCUAUCAUGAGCAUCGUUUUAAACGUGAUGAGGGUGUCACGGCAUCUUCCCAUAAAUCCCACCAUCCUGAGAGUCUUCAGAGUGCUGAGGCUGGCUCAAAGUACGCGCGCACACACUUUUUAGAAGAAUGGCUGUGUGUGUGUUUUGAAUGCAUGUGCACAACGUUAUUCGUGACCACCUCCACCGUCUCUCUUUAGUCCCGAAGGCCAAAAGGAUUCGCGCCCUGCUGAAAACGAUCAUCAAAACGCUGUCGCAGGUUGGAAACAUUAGUCUCCUCUUCCUGUUCUUCUUUUCCAUCUACGCGGCGCUGGGAGUGGAGUUCUUUGGCCGUCUAGAAUGCGCCGCGGACGACCUGUGCCUCGGAUUAAACGAGCACGUCAACUUCAAGCACUUCGGCAUGGCCCUGUUCACCCUCCUCCUGGUGUGCACCGGGGACAACUGGAGUGUGAUUAUGAUGGACACCCUGAAGCAGUGUCGUCCUGGAGAGUGUGCAGACUACCUCAUGUGGGUCUCUCCGCUAUACUUCAUCACCUUUGGGGUCAUCGCCCAGUUCAUGCUCGCCAACCUUGUUGUUGCCGUCAUCGUGCAAGCUAUGGAGCACAGCAACACGGCAAAGGAAGAAGAAGUGUCUGGAGUGUCUGCGGCUAAUCUCGUUGUCUCAGGAACUUCUGAUCCAGUUUGUUGAUUUUAACCCCACACGGUUCUACACAGGUUUAAGUAUAAGCAUUUCAAUGUCGAAUUUGUACAUGUUCCUUGAAUUUUAAUGUUGUUUUAUGAUGGUUUGAAGCAUUUGUUCUAUUCCAAUAGAACGAUUUAUUGAUUUAACUGCUAUUUCUAUUUAAGAAGUGAUAUAUGUAUAUAUUUCUAUGUAUAUCUGUAUUUUAGCCACUCGGUUUCUUUGAAAGCAGUUGAUCUAUUCUUGAAGAACAAUUUAUUGAUUUAACUGCUAUUUUAAUGUUUCAAAAAUGUGUAUAUAUUUCUUCAUGUAUUUUUAUGUCUAAUGUUCUUUUGGAAAUCAGUUGAUCUAUUCUUGAAGAACGAUUU